UGUACAUCAGCCGUCUAGUCCAGACAAGCUCCUGUGUCAUAUAGACAUAAGCCUACGAGUAGUGUUGAUAGACCUCCGCUUUAAGAGGUAUCAAGCAGUCAGCUAGGGAAUCAUUCAGCAUGGCCGACGCGAAACUGUUCACUCGAGGCAAGGUCCAGGAGCUCCAAGUCGAACUUCAACAAGCCGACCGGAAGGACAAGUCGUAUGCGAAGAAAAAGAUCGCCUUGAAGAAGAUUGUCGCGAACAUGACGAUGGGGAACGACAUGUCUCCUCUGUUUGAUGAUGUGGUGCAAUGUAUGCUCAUCCAGGUGCUAGAGAUCAAGAAGAUGGUCUACCUCUACCUCGUCAAUUAUGGAAGGACGAAGGCCGAUUCGAUCCACCACGCCAUCUCCGGCUUCCUCUCCGACUGCAACGACCGUAACCCCCUCAUCCGAGCCCUAGCUAUCCGAACAAUGUCCUCGAUCCCCCUUCCACGGGUGAUCAUGGCCCUCAUCGACCCGAUGCGGAGCGGGUUACAGGAUAGCGAUCCUUAUGUACGGAAGACUGCUGCGUUAGCGGUGGCCAAGCUGUACGUGACGGAACCGGGAAGGAAGGUCAUAGAAAGAGAAGAAUUCGUAGCUAUGCUAAGAGACCUGUUGGCGGACUCGAACCCUACGGUCGUAGCUAGCGCCGUAGCGGCUUUAGUCGAGAUCUCGGAACGGAGCGACGAUAUCAUGUUGCGUCUCAACGUCACGGUCGCUGGGAAGCUUGUCGCUGCGCUUGGAGAAUGUUCAGAGUGGGGCCAAGUCUACAUCCUGGAUUCCCUCUUAUCUUUCGUCCCCAACUCCUCUCUAGACGCAGAACAACUAGCAGAAAGGAUCAGCAUCAGAUUACAACAUGCCAAUAGUGCGGUAGUUCUGACUACCAUCAAAGUGCUGCUCUACUUGAUGAACUAUAUGGAGGAUGAGAGUCUGAUCAGGAGUCUCGAGAGGAAGAUGGGACCUCCUUUGGUCACGCUACUCUCAUCCGGUCCUGAAGUGCAAUACGUCGCCCUACGAAACAUCCUUUUGAUCAUCCAACGCCGUCCAGCGAUCCUAGCCAACGACGUCCGCGUGUUCUUCUGUAAAUACAACGAUCCGAUCUACGUCAAGAUGGCCAAGCUGGAGAUCAUGUAUCGGUUGACUCGGGAGGAUAAUGUACAAGAGGUUUUAGCAGAGCUGAAAGAGUACGCUAACGAGGUAGACGUCGAUUUCGUACGCAAAGCGGUCCGCUCCAUCGGUCGUCUCGCCAUCAAGAUCCAAACCGCUGCCGAUCUCUGUAUCCCGGUCUUGAUCAGCUUGAUGAGGACCAAGAUCUCCUACGUCGUGCAAGAAGCCAUUGUGGUUAUCAAGGACAUCUUCCGGCGGUAUCCCAACCAGUACGAGAGCGUGAUCGCCAUCUUGUGCGAGAACCUGGACUCUCUCGACGAACCUGAAGCCAAAGCCUCGAUGAUCUGGAUCAUCGGACAAUAUGCGGACCGGAUCGAGAACAGCGACGAGCUGUUGGAUGAUUUCCUCUACACGUUCUCGGAGGAACCGGCAGAGGUGCAACUAGCGCUCUUGACGGCGAUCGUCAAGCUGUUCAUCAAGCGGCCGACAGUAGGGCAAGAACUUGUACCAAAGGUACUGAAGAUGGCUACCGAAGAGGUCGACAAUCCGGAUUUGAGAGAUAGAGGCUACAUGUACUGGCGUUUGCUUUCUUCGGACCCAGCAUCGACUCGAGAUAUCGUCUUGGCGGACAAGCCGCCCAUCUCGACCGAGACUGAUCGUAUGGACAAGGGUAUGCUGGAUCAGCUAUUAUUGCAUACCGGGACGCUGUCGAGCAUCUACCACAAAAGCCCACAGACCUUCAUCCGAACGGCAAAAGCUCGUUACUUGACAGACUCUCCCGCAUUGAACGCUUCAUCACGGAGACACCUUCAACAACCUGGGACUCGGUCGCGAUCGGCAGCCCCGCCCCCAUCAUCAACAUCGCGACCCGGUCCACCUGCCACUGCACCUCGACCGCCGACAGCGUUGAUCGACACUAACGCCGAGGACGUUUAUUCGCCGAUAGAUGGGAACGCCAACGAGCCUUAUGCUCAGCUUGUCGGCGCGCUUGGAGGAGGUGGAGGCUAUCAAGCGGACCAGCCGCGACCGAAAGGCUCCAGCAGGUUGAUGGACGACGACUUGCUUGGCUGAACCGUGUCCCGGAUGAGCUUUUUUAUGGACGUAACGAUUUGGUGUCAUGUACGAGGAAUAUAUACCAUUCAUACAGCGCGUU
Filobasidium floriforme is the source of this 2280-nucleotide messenger RNA. RefSeq names its product vesicle-mediated transport-related protein. The record is from RefSeq and is a predicted model, not a curated record. The transcript is spliced from 13 exons. Gene Ontology annotation, cellular component: membrane coat. Gene Ontology annotation, biological process: intracellular protein transport; vesicle-mediated transport. The coding region runs from base 120 to 2198 and encodes 692 amino acids. Lineage: Eukaryota; Fungi; Basidiomycota; Tremellomycetes; Filobasidiales; Filobasidiaceae. Gene Ontology annotation, molecular function: clathrin binding.